CUCAACCCACAUCUUUGAAUCAAAUCCCAUUUCUCUCUAUCUUGGCAAUAAUAACGAUAAUGUGAAGCUGAGAAGACAUCUUCGCACCUCAGUAAAGAUCCUGAUCUCACCCGUUUCAGCUAUACUGCCUUUUCCUCUUCUUUCUCCGAUAACAAGCUCACAGAGAAGCGCGUUUUGAAGUUGUUGGGGACUCUCCAGCGUUAUUUAAAAAAAAAAAAAAAAUCUGGAGCCUCUCCUACACCUUAACAGAUCUCUCUACCGCAGGAGGAGGAAUUAGAUGGGGAAAAAAGCGAAAUGGUUUUCAUGCGUUAAGAAAGCUUUCAGCCCUGAUUCUAACAAGAAGUCGUCGAAACACAAAUCGCCUGAGAGCCCCAAUGGUUUGACCUCUAACCCUCCUCCUCCUCCUCCUCCUCCUCCUCCUCUUGAGGUGAGAGUAGCUGAAGUGGUUGUUGAACGGAACAGCAAUCCUUCCCCUCCUUCGACAGAUGCUAUGAAUGCUACUACGUCUGAUAUUCCUGUAGUACUAGUCCCUUCUUCAUCUGCUCCUCCUGAGGUGGUUCCUCGUCGUGCUGCAGCUACUAGGUUUCUUGGGAAGUCAAACGAAGAAGCUGCUGCAGUAUUGAUUCAGACUAUCUUUAGAGGCUAUUUGGCGAGGAGAGCACUGCGGGCUAGGAGGGGUUUGGUCAGGCUUAAGUUAUUGAUGGAAGGAUCUGUCGUUAAACGUCAAGCUGCAAAUACUUUAAAAUGUAUGCAGACUCUCUCCCGUGUACAGUCACAGAUCCGAGCUAGGAGAAUCAGGAUGUCUGAAGAGAAUCAGGCUCGCCAGAAACAACUCCUUCAGAAGCAUGCCAAAGAGCUUGCUGGCUUCAAGAACGGGGAUAACUGGGAUGAUAGCAUUCAAUCAAAGGAAAAGGUUGAAGCAAAAUUGCUGAGCAAGUACGAGGCAACUAUGAGAAGGGAAAGAGCAUUGGCCUAUGCCUACUCUCAUCAGCAAAACUGGAAGAACAAUUCUAAAUCCGGAAACCCUAUGUUCAUGGACCCGAGCAAUCCUACAUGGGGUUGGAGCUGGUUAGAGAGAUGGAUGGCUGGUCGGCCAUUAGACAACAACAGUUCCGAGAAAGAACAAAACAACGAUAAUGCUGCCUCAGUCACAAAUUCUAUAAACCGCAAGAACUCAACACAACCAAACACACCAUCAUCCGCAAGAGGUGGUGGUGGUGGUACUCCAAGAAACAAAAACAGUUUCUUCUCUCCUCCAACUCCCUCGAGACUAAACCCUUCCUCCAGAAAAUCUAAAGACGAGGACGACGACGCCAAAAGCACAAUCUCGGUUCUGUCCGAGAGGAACCGUAGACACAGCAUCGCUGGUUCGUCAGUAAGAGACGACGAGAGCCUUACCUGCUCGCAGACUCUCCCGAGCUAUAUGGUUCCGACUAAAUCAGCUAGAGCUAGGGUCAAGCCGCAGAGUCCAUCAAGUGGUAGUACUACCACACAGCAGGAGAGCGAUGGCUUUGCAGACAAGGAGGCAUCAUCGGCUAAGAAACGCCUCUCUUAUACGAAUUCACCUGCAUUGCCUAAACCAAGGCGGUUCUCAGCUCCUCCUAAGGUGGAGAGUUGCAGCGUCGCCUUGACCAAUGGAGUAGGUAGCUGAAGGUAUUUACUAUUUUACUGUCUUCUUUCAUAUAUUUAUUUCCCCUUGAGGUGAGUUGUAUCAUGUUUGUUAGGUGUCCCCCCUUGUCAGUUGGUAAUUCAUUUGUGCAGCAUUUGUAAGCGCCUGUCAUUUAUUUAUUUUACUACAAAAAAUUAUUAUUCGAACAACGAUAAAUUCAUGUAUUUUUUUGUUUUGUUUUUUUUUCUUUGAAUAUUGAAGAGGUUUAUUUA
Raphanus sativus (radish) is the source of this 1881-nucleotide messenger RNA. RefSeq names its product protein IQ-DOMAIN 2. Bases 278 to 1651 code for a protein of 457 amino acids. The record is from RefSeq and is a predicted model, not a curated record. Lineage: Eukaryota; Viridiplantae; Streptophyta; Magnoliopsida; Brassicales; Brassicaceae. The transcript is spliced from 6 exons. Gene Ontology annotation, molecular function: protein binding.